Messenger RNA from Prunus mume (Japanese apricot), 798 nucleotides. The record is from RefSeq and is a predicted model, not a curated record. Lineage: Eukaryota; Viridiplantae; Streptophyta; Magnoliopsida; Rosales; Rosaceae.
AUGGAGAAGGAGGGGGGCUUGACUUAUGAUAAGGUUGUGCUAAGAAGUUGUGACUUGGAUCUGCUUAGAGGCCCACAUUUCUUAAAUGACAGCCUCAUUGAAUUCUACUUCAGCUAUCUUUUUAAUUCCCAAUUACCAGAUGUGCAUGAUGAUGAUGAUGUUGAUACCCAAAUCCACUCGAAAUCCAAAGAUGACAUCCUUCUGGUUCCACCUACACUCUCAUAUUGGCUAGCAAAUUCCCUCGAUUCUCAGAGUUUGAAAGGGUUUGAGGAGUCUCAUAAGGGGUUUGGUGAUCAUGAUCGCGAUGAUGAUGAUGAUGUUGAUGAUGAUGAUGAAAGGAAAGCAGCAGCCCCUUGGGUGCCUCAAUAUCAUCAUGGUUACUUGAAUACUCCACGUACUAGUACUAGUACUAGUAGUUACUAUGUUGAUGAUAACAAUGAGCCUUGUUUUAGAGAAUUACCGACACCGCGGCAGACAAAUCUUUAUGAUUGUGGUUUAUAUGUGAUGGCCAUUGCUAGAGUCAUAUGUCAAUGGUACUGCGUGGCGGCCUCUAGUGCUACUACUACCCAGGUGGAUGACGAAGACGAAGGCCAUGAUGCUCGGUUUCCGAACAUCAUGAAGCAUGUUGAUAAUUAUUUGGAAUCGACAAUGCGUUCUGAGUUGUUGGUCCUCGUUGAACAACUCAAAUCUCAUUCUACUGGCCUUGAUGAUCAGCCGCAGCCCCAGCCCCAGCCCCAACAAACUAGUAUUCUAUUAUGUGAUGAUGCACAAGCACUUUAUGAUGAGAAACUAAUAUGA